AUGAACUCACCCCAUGUACAUUGAGGUGUUGCUGGAUUAAAAAGCACUCCUUUAUAAGAAAGUUUUAAUUACAAAAAACUGCCGUAUUGUCAUAUUCUUUGCUAAAAUUUUCUAAAAUUAAAAAGUUCCAACAUGCAAGGCCCUCCGGUGUUUAUGGACUUGGCCCUCGAAGACCAGGUUCAAGAAUUGCGUGUAUAUUUGAAAGAAUUGGGUGCUGAAAUCACAGAAGAAAAAUCACCGAAAGGUAUUGAAGAUGAUCUCCAUAAAAUUAUUGGAGUGUGUGAUGCGUGUUUCAAAGAAGGUUCCGAACAAGAAGUCGAAAAAGUUUUAAAUGAUAUUGUUUCCAUUAUGGUUGUUAUUCCAUUAGAACGCGCAGAAAAUAUAAUUCUUGCAUUUUGUGAGAAAUUAACAAAAGCUCCAGGUACCAGAUUGGGAAUGGUUACCCUAAGAGCAUUAUGGCUGUUAUACCAAUCAUUAGAUGAUAAAUCGCCAAUGCGGUAUCAUGUGUAUUAUCAUUUGGUUCAAGUGGCGAAACAAACCGAUCAAGUUCGAGCUGUAUUCAAGGAUGUAGAUAAUUUAAAACAACAAUUUGCUACAUGUCCUCCAUCAAUUGAACAAAUGCAAAAAUUAUAUCGAUUAUUGCAUGAGGUGCUUUUAGCUAGCGGACAAAGUGAACAAGCUGCAAAAGUAAUGUACGAAUUAUUAGGUACAUACACUGCUGAGAAUGCAUCACAUGCUCGUGAAGACGCUAUUAGAUGUAUUGCAUCUGCUCUAGCUGAUCCUCAAACAUUUUUGCUGGACCCUUUGCUCUCAUUGAAACCUGUACGAUUUUUAGAAGGUGAACUCAUUCACGAUUUGUUAUCAGUAUUCGUAUCGGAAAAACUUCCAGCAUACAUUUCUUUCUAUGAAAAACAUAAGGUGUUUGUGACAUCACAAGGUUUGAAUCAUGAACAAAACUUAAAGAAAAUGCGCUUAUUAACAUUCAUGCAAUUGGCUGAAACACAAUCUGAAAUGAGUUUUGAUUUGAUACAAGAAGAAUUACAAAUUACUGAGAAUGAAGUGGAAGCAUUCAUUAUCGAUGUAUUAAAAACAAAAUUAGUGCGUGCACGUAUGGAUCAAGCAGCACGUAAAGUAUUCAUUUCAAGCACAAUGCAUCGUACAUUUGGGCGUGCGCAAUGGCAGCAAUUACGUGAUUUGUUAUAUUUAUGGAAACAAAAUUUAUCUGGUAUACAAACUGGUAUGAAAAAAGUAUCAAAAGCUCAACUGGAAUUAAUCAAACAUUAAAUUUUGUAAUUAUUUUAUAAAUA
Chrysoperla carnea is the source of this 1307-nucleotide messenger RNA. It is a transcript of the gene eIF3m, whose product is annotated as eukaryotic translation initiation factor 3 subunit M. Gene Ontology annotation, molecular function: translation initiation factor activity. Lineage: Eukaryota; Metazoa; Arthropoda; Insecta; Neuroptera; Chrysopidae. The transcript has 5 exons. The coding region runs from base 133 to 1284 and encodes 383 amino acids. Gene Ontology annotation, cellular component: cytoplasm; eukaryotic translation initiation factor 3 complex. The record is from RefSeq and is a predicted model, not a curated record. Gene Ontology annotation, biological process: cytoplasmic translational initiation.